Molecule: messenger RNA, 974 nt
Organism: Vicugna pacos (alpaca)
Lineage: Eukaryota; Metazoa; Chordata; Mammalia; Artiodactyla; Camelidae
Source: RefSeq, a predicted model, not a curated record
AUUUGGAAGACACAGUGAUUCAGGCUCAUUUUCUCUUCUAGGUGAGAUUCCCUAUGGCCAUGGAGAGAAGCAAUCACACAGUGACUGAAUUCAUCCUGCUGGGCUUCACAACAGACCCUGUGAUGCAGCUGGUCCUCUUCGUCAUGUUCGUUGGUGUCUACUCUGUGACUGUGUUAGGAAACACCACCCUCAUGGUGUUGAUCUGUAAUGACUCAAGGCUGCACACAUCCAUGUAUUUUUCCACUGGGAAUCUGUCUUUUCUAGAUCUCUGGCAUUCUUCUGUCUAUACUCCAAAGAUCCUAGUGACCUGCAUCUCUGAAGACAAGAGCAUCUCCUUUGUUGGCUGUGCAGUUCAGUUCUUCUCCACCGGGCUGGUGUACAGUGAGUGUUACCUGUUGGCUGCCAUGGCUUAUGACUGCUAUGUGGCCAUCUCAAAGCCACUGCUUUACUCUCAGGCCAUGCCCAUUAGGCUGUGUGCAUUUUUGGUAGCAGCCUCAUACCUUGGUGGCUUUAUUAACUCUUCCAUCAUUACUAAAGGAACUUUUGCCUUGAACUUUUGUAGUAACAAUAUCACUGAUGACUUUUUCUGUGAUAUCCCACCACUUGUGAAGCUGGCUUGUGGCAGGAAGGAUGGCUACCAGGCUCUGAUGUACUUUGUCCUGGCCUCCAAUGUCAUCACACUCACUGCAAUCAUACUCACUUCCUACCUCUUCAUCAUCACCUCCAUCUUGAAGAUCCACUCCACCCAGGGUCACCUUAAAGCCUUCUCCACCUUCUGCUCCCACCUGAUCUCAGUCACCUUGCACUAUGGCUCCAUUCUCUACAUCUAUGCUCUUCCAUGAUUGAGCUAUUCUUUGGACAGGGACAAAAUAUUUUCUACAUUUCACACUGUGGUGUUUCCCAUGUUGAAUCCCAUGAUCUAUAGCCUGAGAAAUAAGGAUGUGAAAGAGUCUCUGAAUAAACUCUUCAAAUAA